Pogona vitticeps (central bearded dragon) is the source of this 1653-nucleotide messenger RNA. Lineage: Eukaryota; Metazoa; Chordata; Lepidosauria; Squamata; Agamidae. The record is from RefSeq and is a predicted model, not a curated record.
ACGGUGUAUAGCUUGGCGGAUGUGUCCUGCAAAUGUCAUGGUGUAUCUGGAUCAUGCAGCCUGAAGACCUGUUGGCUGCAGUUGGCUGACUUUCGCAAGGUUGGAGAUGCUUUGAAAGAGAAAUAUGACAGUGCAGCCGCUAUGAAACUCAACAUCCGGGGCAAGCUGGUGCAAGUGAACAGCCGCUUCAAUGCACCCACUAUCCAUGACCUGGUAUACAUUGACCCCAGUCCUGAUUACUGUGUGCGCAAUGAGAGCACCGGCUCCCUGGGUACCCAGGGACGGCUGUGCAACAAGACUUCAGAAGGCAUGGAUGGCUGCGAACUCAUGUGCUGUGGCCGGGGCUAUGACCAAUUCAAGACAGUGCAGACAGAACGCUGCCACUGCAAAUUCCACUGGUGCUGCUACGUCAAAUGCAAGAAGUGCACAGAGAUUGUAGACCAGUUUGUCUGCAAAUAGGUGGGAAUGGGUGGAAGGAGCUGUUCUGGUCUGCCAGCAGCAGUGGUGCAGGGGAGGGGCGCCCCAAGAGGAUCUCCGCUCUUAUUUAUAUGCAUCUGGCUCAGACUGUGCAUAGUUUUAUUUUUUGCAAUAAAGGGGGAGGGGAGGGGACCAAGAUAAUAUUUAUUUUACACAAUUGGAAAUACGACUUUAAAAAGAAAGAUAGAGUAGUUCAAAGGGAAGUUUGCCCUAUCCCCAUAUAGUCUCAUGAGACAUAGUGCAUAUGGAGUAGAUGAGGUACCUGUUGUUCCAUGGUUCGGUGAAUAACAAGAAUAGCCCUUACAUACGUGGUGACAUGGAACAUGAUAUUUCUCUUUAGCUCUAGGGACCAAAAAGAAACCAAAUAGGAAAAAAACAAUCAGAUAUAAGGUUGAUUGGUUGAUCUAUAAUUUUUGACAUGAAUUUUUUUCCCUCACCAUUAGUUGAAUGGCAACUUGAAGGUAUGAGUGAAAGCACAAAUUCUGAAGUCACAGGUGCGCUGCUAGGUGAUAUCUGGAGACCCAUGAAUUGAACAUGGUGUCUUCUAUGGAUGCUUGGGAUAGUUGUGAAUAUGUAUUGUAGAGGUGAUACCAGCAAAAGAAAUGCCCACGAAAGAGUCCUAAGAUGGCAAGUUGCCAAUCUUCCAUCAGCUCCACUCUGGCAAUGCAUUUUGUCACUGUUCUCAAUAGAAAGAAGAAGGCAUGGUUAUUCAUAUGGGUUAAGAACAGUUCUUGUUUUGAAUUAUUUUCCAAAGCCAAGAGUCUAAAAAAUGUGGUUUUGCUUUGUAGAUCAAUUCAGAAUUUGGUGCAUAGCCACAUCAAGUAAAAUAUACAUAUAUCAUAUCAUACAUAUUUUAAAAGCCUUGACUUUUAAGAAUAUUGAAAUGAUCUGUGGAAUUUUCUAAAGCGUGUGUGCUAGUAGUAACUGUGCUAGAAAUUGCAGCUGUGCUGUGCAUGCCGCCUGCAAAGUUCUUGCGAAAAAGAAAGCCAAAAGAAUUGUUCACCUGAGAAUGAAAGUGUUGUGGAUAGUUGGUUUCAUUUCAGACGUGGAAUCUGACCAAUUAACAUUGGAGAAUUUGAGCUGAUGAUACAGUAGCUUGAUGUUUUCAUAAGUGACUACUAUGGUUCAACAUGCAGUAUGGCAGCAAUACUACCCACUUUACCAUCCUGUGUUUCU